Molecule: messenger RNA, 4734 nt
Organism: Talaromyces proteolyticus
Lineage: Eukaryota; Fungi; Ascomycota; Eurotiomycetes; Eurotiales; Trichocomaceae
Exons: 7
Coding region: 1-4734 (1577 amino acids)
Source: RefSeq, a predicted model, not a curated record
AUGUCGGAUAUGGCUGGUAUCGCAGAGACUCAGGCCCAAGCCGAUGCUGAUUUAAAUUACCUACGAGAAGAGAGGGGUAGUUCAGGCCACCAGGACCUGGGCAAACCAGCUCUAAUAUCCAGUCUUGACAAUGCUCUUUCGCUUUUUUCAGGCGAACUUUAUAAGACCCCAACACAUUUCCUCUUAGAGUUGAUUCAAAACGCAGAUGACAACAGCUACGCACCUGGAGUCUCCCCCACCCUCUAUUUAAUGCUAUAUGAGCGAGAUGGCCAAACAUACUUUCGCUCUGAUUGUAAUGAAGUGGGCUUCUCACUAAAACAACUUGACGCCUUAUUGCUAGUAGGGCAUAGCACGAAGUCCACAGUGGGCGGCCAGAAGGGUUAUAUUGGAGGGAAGGGUAUUGGAUUCAAAUCCGUAUUUAAAGUAGCCGAUGUAGUCCACAUCGCGAGUGGCUUCUACGAGUUCAUGCUAGACCGCAACAAGCCAAUUGGUAUGAUAUUACCCAUCCUCAGCUGUUUCCCCGGUGCAGAUCGCAAACCCAAACACACCCAAUUCCUCUUGGAAAUCAAAGAAAAAGACACCUACGCAGAAAUCCAGAGAGACAUGGAGAGAACUAAAUCUCCGCUUUUAAUUUUCCUUCAGAAACUAGAAAAGCUGCAGAUGUCUACUCCGGACACCAUCAAAACCUUUUCACGCCGUCUUUGUGGGUCUGAUAAUCUUUUUGGAGGCGAAACUAUUACAAUAAUAGGAAAAGAUGAGAUCCGAGGCUUGACACAAGAGACAAAAUAUGUUGUGCAACGACAUGAUGUUCGAAAACUUCCAACGGAGCCUCGAAGGAUUGGAAUCACAGUGUCGGAAGUUAUAGUCGCCUUUCCUGUCAAAGACACAAUCUAUCCCAUAUUAAGAACCCAUAAAGCUUUCGCAUUCCUACCUGUUGAAAAUUGCGGGUUCCAGUUCAUGAUCCAUGCCGACUUCCUGCUGGUCGCUAGCCGGGAAUCUCUCGAGGUUAGAAAUUCGUGGAAUCUCGCUCUCCGAGAUGGUUUCCGCAAGGCUUUUCUGAAAGCGGUAGAAAGAUUUAUAGCCAUGCCCGCGAAUGAAAGGGGCGAAGGCUUAUGCUAUACAUGGCCAAAAUACCUUCAGCGCAAAUCUAGAAGCUCAUCGUUCUGGGACAAUCUCCAUGAAGGCAUCUUAAACGACCUGCGCGAAAAUUAUAUACUCGAAUCUCGUGAUAAAAAUAACGGUUUUCAUAGACCUAGAGAUCUUUUCUAUGUACCACCAGAAUUUCGGUAUAAUGGUAAUACACUUUUCGACAGCACACAGACAAGGAAAUCACAUUUGGCGUUCAAUUACGACGGCGUAUACGAUGAACUACAACAUAUUGGAGUUCAGAGACUUUCUAUUAGGGGCUUGUACGAGGAAUUCAAAAGCUGGAUCGCGGAACAGGGUCUGGGUAGUAUCAAAUUCCAGUUACACGCGUGGCAUCAGCAAGUCAGCCACCUCUUCUACAACGAAGAAUUGCCGUUGGAUGAGCUCAGGAACCUCCCUAUUAUUCCCCUUCGAGAUGGCUCCUGGGUAAAGGCUAAGAAAAAGCAUGUGUACCUCGCUGCACAACACAAUGACGAGCACGUUCCUACCGGCAUCGAUGUUUUCAUUGUGGACGAAGCUGCAUCUCAAGACCCUAUAAGAAGACAUUUCUUCGAGUUCUUGGGAAUCAAGGAAUAUAAGCCUCAACAAGUCUGUAACCUCAUUCUCGAGCUACAUCGCAGUCCUUCAUUCUUCUUGUCAGACCGCGCCGACGAUGAUUUCGUAUCCGAUGCGGCUUACCUCUUCAAUCAUAGAUCGUUAUUCUCAAUUAGUGGAGUCCCUGACAUAUGGUUUGUUGUUCAGCUCUCAGGGAAAAGAUUACGAAGUAAAUAUCCGGUCUACUUCGUUGACCAGGCCGUCAAGCCAGGCCUCAUCGAAAAGUACAAAGACUUACCGGAAAAUCCUUUUCCAGUCCUCGUUCAGGAAUACGAGGCAGUUAUAUGUGGUGGAGAGGAAACGAUUAUCAAAAUAUUCCACGACUGGCUCUUGAAAUCUCAUACUCUGCGCCUCCAGGCUGUUCCAACACUUGUGCGCGAUGGGGCUCUUACCCGCGAAUGGACUUUUCUCCACAAGAAUGAUACGGUAGACUUGUUACAGGCUGUGAAAUUCCACUGGGGUAAGAAUCACCGGGAUCCAGCUCUUUACAAGGCCGUGCGAGAGCUACAAAUGCGAUGUCUGGAUGACACUACUAGGAACUUAGGUAUACUGGCCAUACCGACUAAGGAGCUCAUGCAGGAGUGCCCACACCUUAGCUUUGCUAUGGUACCUAAUCCAACCAUAAAAAACUGGGGUUUCUUAUCUGAAUUUGGCGUGCUUACGAAGUGCGAUGUGGUUGCUAGGCUCCGAGAACUCCAGUUUAUUAGCAGUCUUGCUCUUGAUAAAGUUGACAAGAAAGCUGUCCAUACCAUCUACAAGGCAUUGGGGAAGAGUUCAGCUUUAGACCAGAGAAGAAUCCAAGAAGCGUUCCGUAAUCAUCCUCUAGUAUUUAUCGCUCAACCAGGACCCAAAUGGAUUAAGCACAGCACCUGCGUAUGGACUGCUCCUAGACCCCUGAAAAAGAUUAUCAAACUUGAGUCCCAUUAUACAGGCUGCAAAAACUUGUUCUGUAAUUAUCUGGGCGUAAAACCGGCGGACAUUCAUCACGUUGUGGAUGAAUUCUGUUCGAUGGCAGAUGAGGACUGCGAGAAUUCAGUGCGGCGAUUCGAGGAAUUAUCUUCAUUAUUAAAUCAUUUUUAUAAUAAAGGUAUUUCGCUUACGGAGGAGCAAAUCAAUAAGAUCAGAGCUUCUCCAGUAUUUCCAGUCCUAAGCACCGAGUAUGCGUCUCAAACGAGAUCUGAUAUUGACCUGCGUUCUCUGGACGAUGGAGACUGGUACAUUCCAGACAAAACUACACUUGAAUCUGCCUUCCGCGCUAAGGCAAAUCUACUCAACCUAUCGGUGAAGUCUAUACAAUCAAUUGCUGGCCUGCUUCAACAAUUGGGCUGCAAGGGCAUGUUUCUCUCCUCUGUUGUUAAAGAAAUAGUUGAGCCGACAGGGGAGAGCAUCCACGACCUUCAGCUCGAAGGAGACCUCAAAUAUCGACUCAAAUAUAUCUCUUGUCUACUGACAGAGGAAGAUGAAACCCCCAAGGAAAAAAUAUCACGGAUCCAUGUUUGGUCCGUGCCAUCCAUACAAAUUACAAGACGUUUAGAUAAUGUUGAAGUCGUGGAUGAUAAUGAAUUACUCAAAAUCCAAGAAAAUGGCGAUAAAACUGACAUCUAUAUUCGAGAAGAUAUAUCGAUGUACCAACAGCCCAUGGUCAAUUAUGACCUUGCAAACUAUUUCUCUCUCCAGUUCCAGAUAGACACAGAGGACACCAGCCUUUUAAACCUUCUGAUGAGCGCUCCGAUAAAUGAGCUCUCUGGAAUUAUCGAGAAACAUGAUCGGUUCAUCCCAGAUGAACUAAAUGACGCAGAUAGUGACAGCCAGUGUGCUUUUAUUAGGGAAGAUACGAUGUCUGUGGGACGAAGUGAGAAUGGUGAGGAUGGUAAAGAUCAUAACCAGUUGGAUAACAGUGAAGAUGAAAAGAGCGAAGACGAGGAGCUCGAGGAUGAAUCAGGACCAGAAAAUGAGUCGGCAUCAGAGAAUGAGUUGGCGUCAGAAGAUGAGUCGACAUCAAGAGACGAAGAGAACGCACGCAGCGUUACUGUUUCAUCUAAAUAUCCGCAGUCUCUUCGAGAGUUGAUUCCUUCACAUCAAGACAGAAUCGAGAAGAUCAUUUCGACGGCCAGCAACUUCCAAAUGUCAGACUCUCGUGUUUCGAAGGUCUCGGCUUCUGCACGAUCUCUUGGACCAAAUCAUGUAUCCAGCCUUUCUCUUCCGAUAAGAACCGAAAACACCGACAACGAUUUCGGAUACAAAUCCUCAGUUGGCAAGCAACUUCAACCUCUUCCCAUGGUUAGGCCUGAAUCGGAGGAGUCGUUCGACAUUGCUCCAGCGGCCAUGUCUCAUGGCGGUAACCGUCACAGGUCUAUUUCCAUAAGUAGCUAUCUUAACACGCCAACAUCAUCACCUCCUCAGUCACUGCCCAGGUCAAUCAACAAAUUCGUACCAGUGACGAGAAUACGGUAUAGAGAGAUCGGGUUUCGCGGAGAGCUUUUUGUUCAUAAAGUAAUGGAACGUCAUAUCAAUGAUUGGACUUUUAAGAACUGGACUAGCAAAAUGCGAACCGAGGCCGGAUACCCCCUCUUCAUCGAGAAAGAGAAAUACUUUACAGACUUUACGUACCUUGAUAGUUCUGGAUAUAUGAAAGAGGUGCUCCAUGCGGCUAACGUUGACCUACGAGCGCACUGGUCUAAUAGCACUACAUACCAUCUUGAGAUCAAGACUGCGUUGGAAAGCUGCAACGAGCCAUUUUUUGUUAGCCAAAACCAACUUAAUAUGAUGCGAGAUUUUGAUGAUGAUCCAAAUCAUGUAUAUAUCAUACUCAGAGUGUUUGGCAUGAAGAGUAAAUCCCCGGGGAUUAUGUUUUUCCCUAGGCCCUGGGACCUCUAUUUGAAUCGGAUUCUUGACCUCCGAUCUAACGAAGGAUAUAAAGUAUACCAGGAGGACGGGGUCAAAAAUACUAUUUCUAAGCAUGCAUUGGACACGGGUGAGGAGCAUGGUACAUAA